Molecule: messenger RNA, 2824 nt
Organism: Marchantia polymorpha subsp. ruderalis
Lineage: Eukaryota; Viridiplantae; Streptophyta; Marchantiopsida; Marchantiales; Marchantiaceae
Source: the annotation of a GenBank genome assembly
CGAAGAAACGAAGAAUCACUCCUCGGUAUCGCACUCGUCCGCCGAAGGUCCAAUUCUCGAACACAUUUGAUAACGCAGGCGCGAGCUCCGUGUAGCAGACCAUGCCUGCUGCAGCUCUGAUCGAGGAUGUCACAAGAGCUGCUGCCACACUGAAGAGCUCGAGAGUACGACUGCACUUGGCUCGCUGACAGCAGUAGGUCCCCCCACAAACCCUCGAGACUUUGACGCAUAUCUUCAGGCCCUGUGCUUCGAUCCUUUCCUGCAACCGCGUUUCCGCCUCCGACUGCGUUUCGACGGUUCCAGGCGCCAAGUCGCUACGGAUCCGGACAGAGUGAGGAGCACGCGGCGACCACGUAGGGGCUCGAGAGGAAGUUCGAUAGGAUCCGGACGAGCGUCGGUUUGGAACUCGGGGAGCGCAAUUCGAAUUCGAAUUCGAAUCGCGGAAGAGCGCAGCGGACUGUCAGAUCCGGUUCGGAACCGACGAUCGUCGCGGGGGCCGAUGGAGUCGACACGCGCCUAGACUGGAGCCAGGACUGACCGACGCAGAGACGCGCACUCGCCCGAACGGAGGGACAAUGAGCGCCGGGUGGACCGUCUCGGGGUGGCGCGUGGUGCUGGCCGUGACGACGGUGGCCUUGUUCGCCUGCUGGCUGCUGGUGGACUGGAGAGGGCCGACGUUCCAAGUCCAGGCCUGGCUCAGCGCGUCGACGCGCGCACUGCGCGGGCAAGGGCAGGAGCGCGCGACGCCGUGGCAGUGCCACUUGGCGGCGCAGCGAACGUUCCAGCAGCGAGGCGCGCUUACGCUCCACGGCUGGUCCGACGACGAGCUCAUCGUUCGCGCCCUCCGAGCCGAGGACGCCAACGCGUCGCGCAACGCGACGGAGGAGGAGGAGGCCAGCUUGCGCUGCCGGCCGGCGGUCGUCGAGGAGCGCAAGAUCGCCUUCCUCUUCCUUACGGCCGCCGGGUUACCGCUUGCGCCGGUGUGGGAGAAAUUCUUCGACGGGAACCGCGAGCUUUACAACGUGUACGUGCACGGCAACCCGGACUGGCUCCGGGACAGGGGGCUGGGCGAGGGUAACAGCGCGGGGGUAUUUUGGGGUCGCGUCGUGCCGAGCGGAACGACGCACCGAGCCGAGCCCGACAUCGUGCAAGCGGAGCGCCGGCUUCUGGCCAACGCGCUCUACGACGACCCCAUGAACGAAUGGUUCGCCCUCGUCUCCGAGUCCUGCAUUCCCGUUCGCAGUUUCCGUCACAUUUACCGGGCGCUGAAUUCCACCGCCGGCAGCCGAAUCGACUGCGGCUACGGCGCGCCGGGAACGAUGAUGCGGAGCAGGUACACGGCGCGAGGGGAGUACGCGAUGCUGCCCGAGGUCCCGUUCGAGGACUUCCGACUCGGGUCGCAGUGGUUCAGCAUCCGCCGGCGGCACGCCGUGAUGGUGAUUCGCGACACCAAGUACUGGCCGAAAUUCCGGCUGCCCUGCCUCCGGCAUGGAGCUUGUGCGCCGGACGAGCAUUACGUUCAGACGGUAGUCGGCAACCUCGACGCGACGGCCUGCUUGGGGACCGCGACGUUCGUCAGCUGGAACGGGUCCAGAGGAGGACACCCACAAAGCUUCGACCCCGACGAGAGCACGGCGCAUCUGAUCGAAGCCGUGCAGGCGCAGCAGAAGAGACGGUUUCUUUUCGCCCGCAAGUUUCGCCCUGCCGCUUUGGGCGCUUUGCUAGCACUGACGGAUCGCCUCUUCGACGACUCGUGAGAAUUUUUUCCUCGUUCAGACUCGCAGCAUUCAUGAAUUUCGGCGCCACGUGCUCCCUAAACAGACGACUCGCCCAUUACUCAGGUCUUCCUUCGGAUCAGACACACCAUCUCCCUGUACAUUUAAAUCCCAAUUUUGUUACCGAGCACGGUUUGCCAGCUCCCUGAACUCAGAGGUCUGUGAAACGACAAAAAGUUCUCGACACAAAUUGAAGUGUGAUCAGAUCCUCUAUUUGCUUCUCGUAGCUCGUGAUUAGUUGUAGACCCAGAUCGCCUUUCAUGACUGCUCGAUAGACCAGUCCGAGACUUGCUUGCUUUCGCGAGGUAGAGUAGAAUACCACGUUACUGUGUACUGGGCGAAUUUGUCUCCAGCCAACCACCAAUAUAAAAGCUUCGGGAAAGAGAUCGCUAGCCGACUCCAAAUCAGCUGCUCGUUAGGUGAGGGAAGUGCAUCUGGGCCAAGCCAUAGAGAACAAGUCACUCGUCGUCAUGGAUGUCAUCACUGCGGAGGCGAAUGUACCGCCCCCGGCCAAGUCCGUCGAUCCAAAAAUGUAUCGUCAUCGAUUACAGAUUGUCGCUUUGGGCCUGCGUAUUCUUUCGAUAAUUCCAGCUCCGGUGCUGAGUCGAAUCAAAGUUUGGUGAGAGGGCUUCUCACUCUCACUCUCACCGCGUUUUUAUUCGACCCAGCACCUCUUUACGCUUGGGGGGCUCGGGCUGCCGUCUGCUUCAUAUGGGCCCUGAUAUCGAGCCCAUGCGCCACGCGUCGAAUCCGAUCAGGCGUACAAAGCGAAGUAACCACAAGGAAGGAACAUGCGGUGGAGCCUCGGAUGAAGCCAAAUCGGUAACCUGGACGAGGCAAAGGUUGUCCGAAUGAUUAAUUACAUGCAACGCGGGAAUCCCCUAACACAUUAACUAAACUAAUUGCUCUCUUGUCUAUACACCUCGCCAGUGUUUAAGUGCAGUAGUGAAAAUAUUUUGCGUAGCAUCCUUACUUUUUAGUACGAUAUGACGGACAUGUACAAGUUGGUGUAAUUAGCAGGGUAUAAUUCCAAAGAGGAAAGAAAUAAC